This is a messenger RNA of Scophthalmus maximus (turbot), 8224 nucleotides long. It is a transcript of the gene sobpa, whose product is annotated as sine oculis binding protein homolog (Drosophila) a. Gene Ontology annotation, cellular component: nucleus. NCBI's taxonomy places the organism in Eukaryota, Metazoa, Chordata, Actinopteri, Pleuronectiformes, Scophthalmidae. Bases 472 to 3210 code for a protein of 912 amino acids. The transcript is spliced from 8 exons. The record is from RefSeq and is a predicted model, not a curated record. Gene Ontology annotation, biological process: animal organ development.
GGGACGUGGGGAGGUGGAGUGUGCCGGCACCUGUUUGCCGCUUGCAGACUCGCGAUGGGGGAGCAGCGCUAAGUGGAUGUGACUGCUCCGAUCGCCGUCCACGGGCGAAGCGGGAAGAAAUAGCCCACCUCUGAUCACCAACGCGUCAUAUAAUGUUUCAGCGGACGCCCCUCCCCCUGUCUCGUUUUUUCCCCUCACUCAACCUCUCCUUUGACUCACGGAGGCGGCACACCACUGGCGCACGGAGCCGUGGAGGAUACGGGCAGAAGAUGGCUGACUUAGCCGGGCGCCGCGAGCCCUCGGCGGCAUCCCCAGCGACGCGCGGGCCGCUGAGAAGCUGCCAGACACCCGCCGUUCGGCGACUGUAAACAGCUGCCGCUGCCUCUCUCCCUCUGCCCCCCACCCCCCCGCCCCCCAGAUCUCCUCCCCCUCCUCACCGCAAAUAUUGACAGAAGUAUCACAGAGGAAAACAUGGCAGAGAUGGAAAAGGAGGGCAGACCCCCGGAAAAUAAGAGGAGCCGGAAACCUGCACACCCGGUGAAAAGGGAAAUAAACGAAGAGAUGAAGAGUUUCGCAGAGAACACCAUGAACGAGCUGCUGGGCUGGUACGGCUACGACAAGGUGGAGCUCAGAGACUCUGACAACCUGGAGAUAGGGGAGACGCCCCAACACAUCUCUGUCCUCAAAGAAAACUUGUUGCCAAAAAUCCCAGCUUCAACUGAAAGCCGCGAUGGCUCCCCGGACAGAGCCAACAGCUCCCAGUCUUUGCCAGCGUCCAGGAAUGGAGUCACGGAGCCCUCGACCACACCGUCCACCUCCAUGCCCGGCACCAAGGAACAUGGCAACCUGCCCAUCAUAGUCCCCAUGAUCCCCCCGCCACUGAUCAAGCCCCCCUCAGAUGAGGAUGCAUCCAAUGUGCAGAUCAUGUGUGCCUGGUGCCAGAAAGUCGGUGUCAAACGCUAUUCCCUGAGUAUGGGGAGUGAGCUGAAGAGUUUCUGCAGUGAGAAGUGCUUCGCCGCCUGCCGCAGAGCCUAUUUCAAGAGAAACAAGCUGGGAUAUGUAAGGAAUUACGCUGCGAGAGACGACGAUGGCCUCGGUGGGAAAUUACCCCAGAACAGCUUUACUCAGGACACGCCCAGGCUUGUCUUCAAGACAAACAGCGAUGUGCUUGUGUGUGACUGGUGCAAACAUAUUCGCCACACUAAGGAGUACCUGGACUUUGGUGCUGGUGAGCGGAGGCUGCAGUUCUGCAGUGCCAAAUGCCUGAACCAAUACAAGAUGGACAUUUUCUACAAGGAGACCCAGGCCGCGCUGCCUGGUGCACUGUGUAACCCAGGACAUGGGCCUGUUGGGGAGGGUAAGCCGGAGUGCAGCGGAGGGGUGCAGCUGCUCACUCCUGAAUCUUGGGGAACGCCAUUAACAGAACUGCGUCGUAAAGCUCCCUCACCUGGGGGGCCAUCCGCCACUUCUGCUUUGGCCCCUUCCACUUCCUCUGCCACCUCACCCUCAGACACUGCUGGCAUCUGCUCUCCAUCCUCUUCAGCCAAGAUCCCCACACCCAGACCCCAUGAAAGCCCUACACUUCCCCCUCCGCCUGUUCCAACUUUGCACCCACCAGUUGGAGUUCCCUCUGGUAGCCCUCCAAUGGUAAUGACUCCCCGGGGGCCUAUGCCCCUGCCUCUGUUCAUGGAGCAUCAAAUGAUGCAGCACAUGCGUCCUCCAUUUUUGCGCCCCUCUCCCCACCCAGCAGGGCCCAACAGCCCACUUUCAAACCCUAUGAUCCCUGGUAUUGGUCCACCACCUCCUCCAAGGACCUUUGGUCAAGCAUCAAGCCCCAUGCACAGGCCCCUGCUGUCUCCGCAUGUGCACCCCUCAUCCAAUCCCAACCCUGGCAUGAUGCCCCCCCAUCCUGGUCUCACAAUGCCAGGAAUGCACCCUUUCCCACCAGUUAAUAUGAUUCCCAAUGGACAUAUGCCCCUGCCCCCAAUGAUGAACUUUGGCAUGCCAUCAUUGGCCCCACUGGUACCACCACCAACUCUCUUGGUCCCUUACCCUGUUAUUGUACCCCUCCCAGUCCCAAUACCCAUUCCAAUCCCAAUUCCCAUGAACCCUAAAACUUUCAGGGACCAGCCAGAGAGCAAUGUCUCUGUCCGCAGUGUUCCAGAGUCGACUGAGAUUUCAGCUUCUGGGCUCCACUCUCCAGGUUCCUCUGGAGGUGACAGAGUGGAGCAGAAAAUAGAGCCAACCAGUGCAGAACAUCUCUCUCCUGUACUCUCAGAGAGAAGCAGGACAGCGUUGGUGGACUUGACCGUGAAGGCAGAGGAAACUUCAGGCACCCUGUGUCUAACCAGCAACCCUAGACUUAUGGAUGGUGUGAUUGAUCUAACUAUGGGCCAGAAGUCAUGCCAACAGCAGGUUAUUCAGAGAAUGCUACCAGGGGUCCAGGUCAAAGUAGAGGCAGAGGCGGAAUCUCCACCAGCUGCUGGGAUGGGGAGGGAAGGGAAGGGAAGUGAUGGUGGAGGAGUCCUCUCACAGGGCCUCUUCAAUGCUCCAUGGCUUGAAGGGGCAACACACCCAAACACACACACUGAAUCAUCAGGCCCACCCUCCAGCAACAACAGCCCUUGCAAUGGUGAUAUUCCAUUAAGCCAGCUAAAUCCCCCUAUCUCAAGCCUUACUCCACCACCCUUACCCAGCACAGCACGGACUCAACCCCAACCCCUGACCCAACUCCAAACUAGCCCUGGCACCCCAUGUAAUGUCAUUGUCAAUGGUACAGGAUGGCAUUCACUUCUCACUCCUACCUUUGAGUCUUUUCCUGACCAAAAAGGAGACGGGGUUGCAAGAGAAGGAGAGGAAGAAGAGCAGCCGGCCAAUGGAGAGCUGGAGCGGGAGGCACUGAAAGAGAACAAUUGCUCUGUUGGAGACUGGGAACCAGGAAAGCGGGUCUCAGCACAAGACGAGAUGGCAAACUCAAUAGAGGGUAAGCCAGACCCUGACUCCAACUUGGAGGAGGGUGAGCAUGGCUAUGCCCUGCCAUUACUGUCUGCUGGAGGCUGUGUGGUCAUCCAGCCUGUGCCAAAGCCAGGAGCUGACAAAACGGCCAUCCUGUCCUGUUCAAUCAGCGCCCCUUUAUCAGCAGCUGGGAGCCCCGAGCUGGAACCGCCACUGAAGAGGAGGUGUCUGCGAAUCCGCAAUCAAAACAAAUGAGAUGGAUGCUCUGAGGGAUGCAGUGCCAUCAAUGACACUCACUUGUCCAACCCCUCCUCCAAAUCCCACCCCUCCCAACGCCACCACUGCACAUGCACAUGCACAUGCACACACACGCACACACACACGUACGCACGCACUUACGCACGCAGGCACACGUACACACACACACAAACACACUGUUAUUGUCCUCACCCAUCGUCCAGUCUACCAGCACCACAAACCGCCUUCAACGACUGAUGAGAGUCCAACCAAACAUGUUGAUGUGUAUCAUAGCAGAGCGAACUGGAGUCCUUUUGUCUGUGUGACAGAUACAAGGACUGAACUUCUACAGACUUGAUGUCGUGGCCAGCAGGAUUGUUUCACCUUUGAACUGCAGACAGUAUAUCGUUGCAACAGGAGGACUUCACCCCGCUGCUUCUCUCCUCAUUUGGAUACUCUCAGCCCACACUGCCCCUUAUACCUUAUACACCCUCUCCUAUCAAAGUAAGUGCUCUCUGUGUUGCCUGUUACUAUGGAAUAGACUAUAGUUUUCAGCAUUCAGACCCACUGUUGGGAAGUUAGUGAGGGAGCUUAAAGAGAGAUUUCCAUCCCCCUUUGAAAGGCUCCUUUUUUGGUGCAACCUGAUGCCAAACCACAGGUACAAAAUCUCUGCUCCAGUAAGUGUUGUUCUUUUCUCUCACACAACUUGUCACUGAGGUAUAGCCUAAUGUCACAAAGUUUAGACUGUGGAACCACAGAGCUGUCAAAGAUAUCAGCUUUAUGUUCUUGGUCUUUGCUUGUCCACAACCAGAAAAAUAUGUACUUGCCAACCUGACACCAAAUGCUCUGGCUAAUGGUGAUGGUUGGUAAAAAAAAAAAGAAGAAGCAUAACAAGCAUGAAUACAGUUAAUGAAAUAUUAUUGAAGAACAAGCUAAUUUCCAAUAUGAGGCUAGGACUGUCCUUGGACAUAAAAUCAUCAAUUGUGUUGAGAAUUAUUCCAACUGAAUCAGCAAACUGGAGGAUAAAAUAUUCUUCACCAGCAAAUGAUGGCGAGUGAGUGGAAUCAUGCAUUCUCUGCCAUUUUCCUGUGUCACUAUUUGUUUGCGCAUUAACUUCUGAAUAUGUAUUAUUAAACGGAACGAGACAGAGUUGUCAAGAUAAUCAUUCAUACUAUUUACAUUUUCACAUAUUCGAGAACACCGCCUGUGUACUUGAAUUGUGAGCCCUGCGAGUAACAGUAAUACAGCUGUCUGAGAACAGUUCAGUGCUUACUGCACAACCAGAAGAAGUGGGAUGGCAUGGCAAUGUGGAAACUCUGCCAACCUGCAAUAGGUACUUGCGACCGCAGGCAAGUACUUAAUCUUUUCUAUAAUACAUUACCAGUGAUGUUCCUGUCAUGGGUUAGUUUGAGACGUGACUGCACAGAAUUUAGAGGGGGCAAAGGGAAGCCAACUCUUUCAUAAAUAAUUAUUUUGGGGUCUGAGGAAAAACUGCUGAAGUAACACUACCGACAUAUUUAAACAAUAAACACGCUGAAGACGGAUUCAUUUUGAAAAGAAAUUGGGUAAACUUCACUCGUUGCCGCUUGCUUGUCCGCUGAACUGAACCUGCCAACUUACUUAAUUUCUUGCCAAUUCUCAUUAAUUUAAAGCCAAAUCUAAUUGCAAUGUUGUCCUUGAUUCAACGUUGUGCUCUGUGUACAACUUUUGGGGGAAGUUUAAGUGAAAGCGACACAAACUGUCAUUGAACCAUUUUGAUCUGAUCCAGUUACACUGUGCCGUAAGCCUGUGAGCCGGAACACCAUCAGACAAAGUCAGGAUUUAGUUUACACUCCUAAAGAGGAGGUGAAUUUUACCAGUGCGAUACAAGGUAUGAUCAUAUGCCAAAGGCCUCUGGUGUGUUGAAACAAAGCAUGUCACCUAGUUUUCAUCUCAAAUGAAAGAUUUGACCAGAUAGUUUAACAAAAAGCACUUGUUUAAAAAAUUAAGGAAUAUAGUGGAUGUCAAAAGCAGUAUUACCGUUUCUUUUCUCUCUUUUUGGUUUCAGUCGAUAAAGGGUCAUUAUGUGAGACUGUGAGUUAAGCUCUGUAUUUAAAGGAUAAUGCAGCAGUUGAUGGAUUAUCAGUCGGGUGUUACAUGUACAUUGCUUUGCAACCUUGUCCUAUCUCACCGUUAUACCUGCAGCCUUUGUUUUAAUGCACUGUCAUGAUGACACACUGUGACUCAUUCAUUGUCCAAAUGAGGCCCCAACAUGUAUUCAUACACACACAUAUUUAUGUGUAAUAAGUACAUAUACUGGUGUCAGAUGUAAACACACAAUGCCCAUAGUAUAUUUUGCUUUGUGCAUGUGUGUGUGUGUACGCUUGUGUCCGUGUGUGUGUGUGUGUCCGUGUGUGUAUGUGUGUGUGUUUGUGUGUGUGUGUGUGUGUGUGUGUGUGUGUGUGUGUACGUGUGUGUCCGUGUGGGUGUGUGUGUGUGUGUGUGUGUGAGUGUGUGUGUGGCAGGUGCAAGCAGAAAGCCCAGUUGAGAUUACAAAGUGUUGACUCAGAAUAAGUACUGUGCAACUCUAUCUGUUGCCUGUUAGUCAGGCAUUUAGGCUUAGCUUGCCACUUGCCAAGGCCCAGCUUUGGUGUCAAUAUAAGUACACUGCCUGCUUCUGUCUUCUUUACCUUCACUGUAUUUGGCCCUGAGUAGAAAUUGUCUGAUGGAUUCCGAUAUGCACUCAAUAUCUCAAGAUACACUUUAUAUCAGAAGAAAAUAAAUUGCACUCCCAUUCCAAAACUGCAAUCUGUGUGAAAAGUGAAAGCACAAAACCCGGGGAUGAUGUAACUAAGAAACCGGACACCGUAGCCUCUGGUGUCUGUGCUACCUAGCACAUACAUAGUGUAACAAUACAAAACCAGGGCCAUAGACAGCAUUUUGAACACUCCCCACCAUCAUUUUAACAGAAAGUUUUCUAAUUUUUCAAUUACUAACAUUUUUUAAGUGCUUGAUUGCCCUCCAGGUCGCAGACAAAUUAAAAUGAAUUGGAUUUUUUUUAAAUUGAGAGGACAUAAUAUGGGUAUCCUCAGUUGUAGCUACAAACCGCCAUUAAACGUACACACCUAAACUAACUAAACCAAAGUUCAGACGGAAUACGGUUUCCUGUAUGUUGUUGUUCGGGCCUGUGCCCAGCAGUUAAAUAUGAAAGGUGGUCAUCUCCGCUGUUGACGUGAGGAGAACAAACUUUCCUCUGUCCUGGUAGCUCAUUACCACUCGAGCUGAGAGCCUGCUCGCAUUUUCAAAGAAGACAGAAGACUGACUGUAAAAAGUUGUCAAUGUGACAUGUAGACCGAUAUGUUUUUGUCCUGUGGGCGGCAGAGAUUAAUAAUGGCUGUGCAGGUAGAUUACCAUAAAAUGUACUGAGCACACUGAUGAUAAUCAGAGCACAAAGCCCUUUUCCAACUUGGACCCUCCAUUAGCACCUCUCUAGCACCACCCUCAGGACAAAGUAUCACAUGUUUUACACUCAAUAUCCAAGACUAAUAGUUCAGAUUUCAGUUCAAGGAAUAGAUCAACAAUAUAGGACAUGCACAUGUUUGCUUUCUUGCAGAGAGUCAGAUGAAAAGCUUGACAUCACUCUUCUCCGCAUUAAAUGUGAAGCUACAGCCAGCUGCAAGUUAGCCUGGUUCAUCCUAAAGACUGGGAGUGGUGGGAACAGAAUGCCUGGCUUUUUCUAAAGGUUAAAAAUAAUAAUAAUAAAUUCACUAAGUAACCACUUAUAUCUGUUUUUCAGUAUUUAUGUUGAGCCAAGCUAACUAGCUGCUUGACUGUAGUUUCACAAAUUCCCAAAAUGUGAAAAUAUUCCUUUACAUUUGCCUCCAGGUCAACAGCAAAUUGUUUUAGUGGCCUUUUCUUGAUCUUUCCUCCUCUACCACCAUCAGGUCAAAUUUACAAUCUCAGUCUAUUUUAGACUACUGGCUAAUCUACCAGUCUUUCUCCAAGUGGGUUACAAAACAUUUGAGGGGGUUUGAUUUUAAAGGGGAACUAUUAGAAAUCCAUUGACAUGACUGCUCCCCCCCCCCCCCCCCCCCCCCUUGCCUGACACCUUUACACACAUACACAGACACACACACAGACAAAACAACACACAUAUUACAUGUGGUUCUAAUCUGCACCAGGCUGUGUUGGUGUUACAAAUGGUAUGAGGAGACAGAUCCUGAAGAUAGGAAACCCUAACUCUUACGUGGAAAUCCUGGACCAUUGAAUCAGUCUUUUGAGAGGGUGAACAGACUCGUGACAAAUCUCCAGCAUUCCUUUUCUUUUUGACGAUAGACAACGGGCCUGGUCGGCAGCCUGAAUUAUGCAAUGACACCUAACUCCAAACGUAAUAGAGGGCGAGUGGUCCACAGACAACAUAAAAACAUGACAUGACAUCAUGUUACUUUUCAAAAACAACAGAGAAGUUGCCUUAACUCUUGCUUGUAUAAUCUCUACAGUUAAGACAAUGAUGCUUGCUUGUAAAGAAGACUCUCCCUUCUUUGUACAAAACGGAAUAUACCAGAAACAACAACAUUGUUAUCUUGCUAGUGUCAAUGUAUAGAUGAUCAGCUUUUUCUGUAACUUGUAUGGACUGUCACAUUUUUGCUAAGAAGAAACUUUUCCUCCCAACUUCCUCGUUCCUAAACAUCCAAUCUGUUCAACGUUUUAACUCGUGGUGGACUGUCAAUCUUUUUGUGUACAUUUUAUAUUAUUAUUUAUUGUCGACAAAUUUUGCAUUUGCAAAUAAUAAAAAAAGUGAAGAUGGUUUGACCUCAGUAUUCUGUUCCAAUGUAAAGGCCUGGUGAUCAGUGAAAUGCUUUUUUAAUUAUUGAAAUGGAGAAAACAGGAUCUUCUGGAGGAGAUGAUCGUCUGUCUUUUUAUUAUGACAUUGUAACAUGUACAUAGCAGUUGGCCAAAAUUGCAUUGGAAAAUAUUUUUUUUUGUGUUGUAACAGUAUUUGUUUUAUCCAGUGAAUUGCUCAUGAAGACAAAUAAAUAAGAGGAACACACAA